Colletotrichum navitas is the source of this 1704-nucleotide messenger RNA. RefSeq lists its product as uncharacterized. The record is from RefSeq and is a predicted model, not a curated record. The transcript has a single exon. The annotation marks the transcript as partial. NCBI's taxonomy places the organism in Eukaryota, Fungi, Ascomycota, Sordariomycetes, Glomerellales, Glomerellaceae.
CUCGCAUGUUUUGCCAUACCUACUGCGAAACCACACACACACAUAUACACACACACACAUACACACACCCUCUUCUUCCUCAUCGACAACCCAUUCACAUUCAACCGAACUCCCAUAGAGGGGUGGGGAGCCCAGCACCGGCCCUCGAGCCCAGCUCGACCUUUUUCCCCCGAUGCUCAUCCACGGGGGGAGGGGGGCGGAUACGAUGACUUCAUGGCCUCGUUUCAACAUGCUCGACGCUGCCCUGUUUGUCGCCGCCUAUGCGCUUCCGCGCUUCUGCCGUCUUAUCGUUUCCCAAUGCGCCAGAGAAAAAGUCUGAGAAUGUGCCCCCCGCCGAAUGGCUAGACCGCAGUCCCGAUGUAUUGGCAAUGCGCUUGUGAUCCGGGAUGCUUCCCCAAACCACCCGAUCCGCCCAAUCAUCGAGCUCCCCAACCCUUUUUUUGGUUUCUUUUUCUUCCCGCAUUUCUGAAUGAUGUGCAAGGGUGAGCUCCUUCGUGUGAGCCACACGACCUCCAACGUCACUCUGACCGAGCUUGCGUGUUCGUCUCCAACGUACAGCACGUCGUCCUCCAAUGAUUCCAGCCACAUCUCGAAAAUCAAAGAUAUGACGUCCAACCUCUCUUACCGCUAUGGUUUGCCUCGUCGUCGUUGCCACCUCCACAGUUCAUUAAGCCGGAGCGUCAUCUCCGUAUCUGCUACCAGCACAACCUUACGCAAUAGUUCCUUCCUCCCUACCCGGCAAGGCUUCUGCCAUGAAUUGAGUUCAUGGGGUGCAGACCGGGAGGAGGGGGGGGGAGAAGGUACCAACACCAUCCACCGAGCGACUUCGAACCUUCUCCGCGUUCUGAGACGGCCGAAAGCAUCAGACCACACCCGCUUAGCUCUGGAAAUGCGGGGAAGCUCGUCGUGUCUGACAGACGAUAAACCUGACAAGUUGACUGUUCCGCGGGGACCUCCGCCAAAAUUGUGUUUCGGAUGGCAUGACGGCUUGAAACUUUGAUAAUGCACCUUCAUGAUCGGGGCUUCGGUUGGUACCGUGUGCCGACUUCACUGCCAGUUUUUUAUCCUUUGGGCCCAGGAUGACGACGCUAUUUGCCGCUCGAGACUCUCGUCCACCCUCGUUCGUAUCAACAAGUUCAUCACAGUAUCCCCUCCCCCCCGUGAAUCAAAGUUUCUUGCGUUUCGGGAGGCGCCCGCCUAGCUCAGUAGAGGUGCAUCACCUUAUCCGGAGCUCGGCUUGGACCCUGGGCUUUUGACAACCUGCAUGCAUGUACCUAUGUCAUUGCUGAUCCUUGUUGCACCUCCAGACAACCUUUGCGCUGGAAUGCAAGCCUGAAGUAUCGGCGAGUCAACUUUGCUACGGUAGUUCACUUUGCAAAUUGGAUUUCUUUCAUAAUUGUCCGCCCGCACUUGUUGAGCCGAUCGUCAAUGGUUGACUUUGCUGUCAAUGUACCUACUCUUCGCUAUCCAAUGACGUGCGGGCCAGAAAUGUCUGGGAGGCCCAGAGCUGGUACUCGUGAUGAUUCAGGUGAGCAAGGGCAUCGUUACUAGCAUCUCAUCUUGUCUCGACUUGCGCCAGUUGCAUGUGCGACCUUCAAGAGAGGCCGCCUUGUAACCGUACCUCAGUCUUGGUAGCGUAUCACGCGGGAGGUAGAUGUCAUCAAGUCAGCUGCUGCAACAUGACACCGCGUCCGAACAUUAUCG